This is a messenger RNA of Musa acuminata subsp. malaccensis (wild Malaysian banana), 2207 nucleotides long. Its product is annotated as NADP-dependent malic enzyme-like. Gene Ontology annotation, biological process: pyruvate metabolic process; malate metabolic process. Gene Ontology annotation, cellular component: chloroplast. Lineage: Eukaryota; Viridiplantae; Streptophyta; Magnoliopsida; Zingiberales; Musaceae. Gene Ontology annotation, molecular function: NAD binding; malate dehydrogenase (decarboxylating) (NADP+) activity. The record is from RefSeq and is a predicted model, not a curated record.
CCGCGGGGAGAAGAGGAAAACUUGAGAAAGAAGUAGUCCACCCUCCGUUUUUCCAUCACAGCCACUACAUCCCACCAUGCUUUCCCUUUUCAGCAGCAGAAGCUCCAAGUUUCUGGUUGUGUCGAUCGCAGAGGAGAGCGGCAGCGGCGGGAGUGCAGUGCGGAGGGAGAAGAAGGGGAGUUGUAGCGAGAGGAGGGCGAGAAAAGGGGAAGGCGGUGAUGGACAACUCACGAGAGGUGGAGGCGUACAUGGACCCCAAGGCGACGGUGGGGGGUGGAGUCGAGGACGCCUACGGCGAGGAUCGCGCCACCGAGGAGCAGCUCGUCACCCCUUGGACCUUCUCUGUCGCCAGUGGGUAUAAUCUACUAAGAGAUCCGCACCACAACAAAGGGCUUGCCUUCACCGAGAAAGAGAGAGAUGCUCACUACUUGCGAGGCCUAUUGCCUCCGAUUGUCGUAAGUCAAGAGCUUCAGGAGAGAAAGCUGAUGAGCAGUCUUCGCCAAUACAAAGUUCCCUUGCAGCGCUAUGUGGCGAUGGUCGACCUUCAGGAGAGAAAUGAAAGGCUUUUCUUCAAGCUUCUGAUCGACAAUGUGGAGGAGUUGCUUCCAGUUGUCUAUACACCUACCGUCGGUGAGGCUUGCCAGAAGUAUGGUAGCAUCUUUAGACGUCCGCAGGGUCUAUAUAUCAGUUUGAAAGAGAAGGGGAAAAUUCUUGAGGUGCUGAAGAACUGGCCUGUGUGGAGCGUUCAAGUUAUUGUGGUGACAGAUGGUGAGCGCAUUUUGGGGCUAGGAGAUCUUGGUUGCCAGGGAAUGGGAAUUCCAGUUGGUAAACUUGCUCUCUAUACAGCCCUUGGAGGACUUCGUCCAUCAGCGUGCUUACCAAUAACAAUUGACGUUGGAACGAACAAUGAGCAGUUGCUCAAUGAUGAGUUCUAUAUCGGCCUAAGACAAAGGCGAGCUAGAGGCCAGGAAUAUGAUGACCUUCUCCAUGAGUUCAUGUGUGCUGUUAAGCAACAAUAUGGCGAGAAGGUCCUAGUUCAGUUUGAAGACUUUGCCAAUCAUAAUGCAUUUGAUUUGCUUACAAGAUAUAGCAAAACACAUCUUGUCUUUAAUGAUGACAUCCAGGGAACAGCUUCUGUGGUCCUUGCUGGACUUGUUGCAGUACUGAAAUUGGUUGGAGGAACCUUAGCAGACCACACAUACUUGUUCCUUGGUGCUGGUGAGGCUGGUACUGGUAUUGCAGAGCUCAUUGCACUGGAGAUGUCAAGACAGACAGGUACUCCGAUCGAACAGAAUCGUGAAAAGAUUUGGCUUGUUGAUUCUAAGGGAUUGAUUGUCAGCUCCAGGUUAGAAUCUUUACAACACUUCAAGAAACCUUGGGCGCAUGACCAUGAACCUGUUAACAACCUUCUAGAUGCUGUCCAGGUCAUCAAGCCAUCUGUAUUAAUAGGAACCUCUGGAGUAGGGAAGACUUUUACGCAAGACGUAGUUGAGACCAUGGCUUCAUUUAAUGAGAAACCUGUCAUUCUUGCUCUGUCAAAUCCAACAUCGCAAUCUGAAUGUACUGCUGAGGAAGCUUACACUUGGACUAAGGGUCGUGCAAUCUUUGCCAGUGGGAGCCCAUUUGAUCCUGUUGAAUAUGAAGGGAAGACUUUUGUACCUGGUCAGGCAAAUAAUGCUUACAUUUUUCCUGGUCUUGGUCUUGGCUUGGUGAUAUCUGGAGCCAUACGUGUGCACGAUGAAAUGCUUCUUGCAGCCUCGGAAGCUUUAGCCCAACAGGUGACGCAGGAGAAUUUUGACAAGGGAUUGAUCUAUCCUCCCUUCAAAAGUAUCAGAAAGAUAUCUGCACAUAUUGCUGCUAGCGUGGCCGCCAAAGUAUACGAACUUGGAUUGGCCACUCGUCUUCCUCGCCCAGAAAACCUGGUGAAAUAUGCAGAGAGUUGCAUGUACACCCCGGCAUACCGCUGUUACCGUUGAAUUGGCAAAACAGCAAUAACUUGUUUUUGUAGUAGUCACAGUUAGGUCCAAUAGUUACACUCUCCGGGAUCAUUGUUUCUUUUGAUGUUGUUGUCUGAAGUGUUUUUAGCCCCUUCUGUUCACCGGGCAAUCAUCAAUAAUCUUUGGUAGAAAUAGUUGUGGUGGAUGGAAAUGGAUGCUGCCAUGACAGUUAUAUCUUCUUAAUCUCAAUAAAAUGCUUCCCUUCAUUGA